GCUAGAACUAUGAACGCAUCUCAUAUAGGGUCUUCGGUAAAUACCUGGUAGCGAGCCACAUUCUUUUACUUUCUGAGCUGCCACCUUUCUUCAACGGAACGGCAGCUCACCACACUUCGACUUCAACUCGAAGGACACGAUCCCGCCAUCAUCAUGACUGAACCCAAUGGCAGCAGCAUGGGCCUCGACGCCAGUGGCCUGCGUGAACGGCUGGCACCAAAGCCAGAUUCUCCACACCAGGCACUUUCUGCUGAGACGGCCUCAGACACUGUAAAGGCGCUCAACCGCGAGGAAGAGCGGAUGGGCAAGAGCGAGAAGGACAAGAAGACGUAUGGACGGACACUAGACGGCACCGUAUUCACCGUGCCUCAUACCGAGGAUAUGGUGUCUCAACUGUUCGACCCGAGACAGCCUAAGGCAGCAUCCGACAUUGGCAUUGUGAUUGCUCUCGGGCUACAGUUCUUCCUCAUGUGGAUUCUGCCGUCCUUUUUGCGCGUCCCUGUAUUUGCUGUUGUGUUCUUGUUCUGGAGAGCAUGUUACAACUUCGGCAUCGGCUGGCUGCUUCACAACCAAUCGCACCACAAACGUUUGGUGACAUGGGCAAAGAAGACGAAGAUAUUCGAAAACCCCAAAACCGGCAACAAUCCUCGACCCGCCCUGUACCAGAUGCUCAAACGAGAGAUGGAGACUAAAAUCCCAAAGGACUACAAAUUCGAAGAUGCCCCAAUCGAAUACAACACUUGGCUCCUGUUUCGUCGUGUCGUGGACUUGAUUCUCAUGUCCGAUUUCAUCUCUUACUGCUUAUUUGCAUAUGCUUGCGGAGGUAAGCCUGCCAAUGAGAAGCUUGCAAUGACAGCAGGGCGCUGGAUUGGUGGUUGGGCACUUAUUGCCUUCAACCUGUGGGUGAAGCUCGAUGCUCACCGAGUCGUGAAAGACUUCGCGUGGUACUGGGGAGACUUUUUCUACCUGAUUGACCAAGACCUAACCUUCGAUGGAGUGUUUGAACUCGCGCCUCAUCCCAUGUACUCGAUUGGAUAUGUGGGAUAUUAUGGUAUCGCCAUGAUGGCGGCGAGCUACAAGGUGCUCUUCAUUUCCAUCAUCGCACAUGCUGCGCAGCUCUUGUUUCUGGCGUUCGUCGAAAACCCGCACAUCGAGCGAACUUACAAUGCGCCCGCUCCAAUUAAACGGUCAGACGAGAUUCCGGACUCGCCACCAAAGCGACCACAGUACUCGACCCGCCUCCUCAGCGCUGGAAAUGUCACUAGCAGCUCACGAUCAGAUCUAUCGCCGUCUCCGGUCCAUAACUUGGUCGGCUUGCAGAAUUUUGAUCUGCACCGUGUGACAGAUCUCUCCGUCGCACUGCUCCAAAUACACAUGUAUACCGUGGCAUUUCUGACGCCAUCAACAUGGCUCUGGCAAACCUUCUUCGUGAUGAGUGCUAUCGGCUGGCGGCUGUGGUACAAUAUCGGUAUCGGCUUCAUCCUGGACCGCCAGUCGAACAAGAAGUGGUGGACGCGCCACUUCGUCAAGAUUGGUGAGAGUUCCGAGGAGGCGUGGCGUCAGUGGAAGGGCAUAUACCACAUCAGCAUGGUCAUGUGCUACACGAGCUUCAUCUGCGCUGCUUGGAAGAUGUAUGGCUUGCCAUCGAACUGGACCUACGGAAUGGCGCUACUGCGACAUGUCAUUGGCGUUGCGUUGAUCUCACUCCAAUUAUGGACCAUUGCGAGCAUCUACGAGUCUCUGGGCGAGUUUGGCUGGUUCUUUGGCGACUUUUUCUUUCCACAAGACGCGCCCGAGCUCACUUACGGCGGCAUCUAUCGCUACCUGAACAACCCAGAACGCACGAUUGGCCUAGCCGGCAUAUGGGGUGUUGCUAUCAUGACAUGGAGCAAAGCCAUGUUCUUUGUGGCACUUUUGUCUCAUGCACUCACACUAUGCUUUAUCCAGUUCGUUGAAAAGCCUCACAUGCACAAGCUGUACAGGCAGAAUGUCCGUCAACAAUCGGGAGUUUCGAAGACCAUGCAGCGCUCAUUGCCGUCGCCAGUCAAGAAGUGGCAAUCUAGCGUUGACAAAGUCCUUGAUAACACUCUCGACUCUCUCGAGGACUUUAUUGACCAAGCCGGCCCCAAACUUGCAUCUGGCUUCAGCACCUUCGUGCAGGACUCCCAGACAUUGUUCAAGCAGUUUCCCGCGCGGCUCACAGUGACACGCCUUGCUCCAGAUCUUGCUGGUUUCGAUCCAAAGGACUACUCUAUCCAAAUCGAUCCGACGGACUCUGGAGUAUUGAAAGCCGAAGCCGCGCAUAGCGGAAGAGAAAGUGAGAUUGGCCAACAGCCACUCCAGCGCACCGAUAGCUUCGAACGACUCGUGGUAGAGUAUGGUGCUCCUAUCAAGAUCAAGUGGACUGCACCUCUGAACCACAGCAAGCGCGACUGGAUUGGCCUUUAUCGUGUUGGCGACAAUGCAUCUCGAGAGGUCACGAAAGUUGGUUCCCAAGGUCGUUGGGUUGCAGUCAGUCCUGGAAUGCACGACUACAACAUGGCUGACACUGGAAUUCUCGUUGCGGAUCAGAGACUGUCCGCUGCAAAGCGCACCGAUGGCGGCGAGAAGGAUUUCCUCCAGGGCGAGAUUGAGUUUUCCGGAGACAAACUCUGGUGGACACAGGGUGUCUUUGAGUUCCGCUACCAUCACGAUGGCAAGUAUAACGUCAUGGCCACCUCCUUGCCCUUUGAAAUCAAGAUCAGCCGCGUGGACGAUGAAGCUCUCGUCGCGACACACGAAGGGCUUGCACGCAGCGCCGUCGAGGAUACACUACUUCCUAUCGUGCAAAACUGCUUUGACCGCGACCCCAACGUUGCUCCCAGAAGUGUCGACGAGCAGUUUGGACCUACACUGGAACGCGAAGGCAAGUACGCUAAGCGCGUGGUCUAUGCAGUCCAGCAAAUGUUCGGUAUCGAGUUCGCACCCGAGGUGGUUCGAGCGGAUGGGAAUGUGAGGAACCUGGCAUGGAGGAUAUGUAAUGCGAAGAAGGUCCUGGCGCCUUACAGCAUGAAGACGGGGACAGUGACGCCUCAAUAAUCGUAAUGAUGAGGAUCGUGGAGCACAGGCAAUCACAACAUUCCUGGGCAUAGAGGGAGGAUAUCCAUUGUUUGCGGCUGAUGGCAAGUAGCAAUGAACUUCAGACCAAGGCGGAUGAUGUUGAUGAGAUCAAAAGUUUGCAUAGGUUAGUACGAGCUUGUACAUACAGUAGUAGAUCUGUAGUCAAU
Molecule: messenger RNA, 3266 nt
Organism: Sphaerulina musiva SO2202
Lineage: Eukaryota; Fungi; Ascomycota; Dothideomycetes; Mycosphaerellales; Mycosphaerellaceae
Product: phosphatidylethanolamine N-methyltransferase
Exons: 4
Coding region: 154-3078 (974 amino acids)
Biological process (GO): phosphatidylcholine biosynthetic process
Molecular function (GO): phosphatidylethanolamine N-methyltransferase activity
Source: RefSeq, a predicted model, not a curated record